AUGAGCGCUGCAGGUGCUCGUGGGGGUUCUUCCCCCUCGCAGCCGGCGGGCACCGCACCAGCAGCAGCUGCAGCAGCUGCAGCAACCGCAGCAGAUGCUACAAGUAUUGACGGAGCUACAACAGCAGCAGGCCGGCUGUAUAUGAGGGCCCUAAGUGGCAGCAAACAGCGCAAGUCCGUUAGACGCGACGCGCUGCUGCAUCAGUGCUGGGUUAACCCUUUCUUGCCGUUGGAUAAGGAACAACAACGGCAGCGGGAUCGAGAAGAGGAGGAGCAGCAAGAUGCUGCUGCUGAAGAGUGUAGGCUGCUUCUGCUGCAGCAGCGCGUUGCGGAGACGCAGGCUGAUAUCCCUGAAGGAAGAGAGGCGUUGUUACAGCCAACAGAUGCGGCAGCAUUAGAAGGAGCAAAUACAGCAGCAGAAGAUGCUGCUGGAGCCUCUGAGUUUGCUGCUGAUGGAGGCCCAGAGGAAACAAAAGAGGAGGCUGCUGUGGUUAAGCGAGUAGAACCGGUGCUGCCGGAGGAGGCAGCAACUGCGGAGAAUGCAUCAGAGGUCCAUGCUGCUUCUGCCUCAGACGCUGGCUUGAAGGAGAGCUGUGCUCGGUUAAACAACAGCAUGGACAGCUGUAGCAGCAGCAACGACGGCGGCCGAGAUAGCAGCUGCAGCAACAGCCGCAGCAAGAGUACCACGGAACCAGCUGGAGUUGGGAACCCUCCAACGGCCCCAGCGGAUGGUAGCAAGGUUGUAAAGGAAUCCCCAGCCGGAGCAGCAGCAGCAGCAGCAGCAGCAGCGGAAGCCUCUCUUCAGCAACGCGUGCCAGUUCCCCUUGUCCGCAUUCUUACAACGCAACCAUUUAGGGUUUUCGAUGCUUCUGUUUUCUGUUCUUCAACAACAGCCCCUACCAGGGGCAGAGGUCGCAGGGGAGCAGCAGCAGCAGCCAGGCGUCUGCUGCAGCAGCAGCAGCAUGAGGAGGAUAUGCUACAUGGCCCACCUGUCCGUGGCUCCCGUGGUGCUCGUGGUCGGGGGAGGGGAGCAGCGGCGGCGGCGGCAGCAGCAGCGGCGGCUGCUGCUGCUGCUGCUGAAGCAGAAGGAGGCGGAUUGGGGGGACGUGCUGCUGCUGCAGCAACUGAGCAGCAGCAGGAGGAAGCCUUCCGGCUGCUGUAUGAGGAGCAGCAGCAAAUGGCGGAAACGGUCGCAGAGUGGGCAACAGACUUUAACUGUCUGGAUCAAGAACUGGUGUAUGAGUACAUGUAUGCAGAUCGACGUUUGCAGCAGCAACAACAGCAGCAUAUGUUGCCACCGCAGCUCCGUGCUACAGCAGCCGAUCUGUCGGGCCAUCAGCCGGAGCCGGGCUCUCUGCAGGCUGUGCAACAGCAGCAGCGGCUGCUGCAACAGCAGUCUGUGUGGCGGCGGGAGGGAUUUGAUUCUGUUGCUGCAGUAAAGAGAGCCACUUCUGCUGUUGCGGAGCAGCGAGCAGAUGCAUUGUUGUAUGAGCAGCAGCAGCAUCCUCAUCGAUUACCAAACCCAUUUCAGCUCUCCAUUUUGCAUGAGCCUUUAACCACCGCACAGCGUCAAGCUGCGGUCUUCUUUGCCCAGGUGCCAGCUGCUGCUGUUGGCAGCAGCAGCGCAGCAGUUGUUACAGCAGCAGCUGCGUCAGCAGGGAGUGCCAUCUCCGCAGCGGGAGGCAAUCUGCUUCUGCUGCCGCAGCUCUGUUCGAAGGCAGGGCAGCAGCAGGAGCAGCAGCAAACGGCAGAGGGUAUUGCCAAUUCGGGCGAAGGCGACAGCAGCAGCAGCAGCAGCAGCGGCUGCUCUUUCCCGCCUCCGUUGCGCGACGUGAAUACGCUGAGGUCACUGCAGCAGAACGUGUCGGUACAGCUGGAGCGUGUAGAGUCGUGGCUGCAGCGUGUGUCUGUGGCUUUAACCGAUGGCUGUAGCAGGACUCCCCUUAAUCCUCCUGUUGAGGUGCCGGGGCCCCCACAGACGCAGCCUGUGAGUCUGCUGCUUCAGCAGACUGUGGAGCUGCCGCUGCCACGCGAUCCUGUUGCAGCAGCAAAGGGGACAAUUUUGGCUGUCUCCAUGGGCAACAGACUGCACUUGGCGGAGGCGGAAGAGCUGCUGCAGGAGGGAUUGGUGUUGCAGCAGAUUGUGGGGGUUUCGCAGGAGCUGCAGCAGCUACAGCAGCGCAUCAGACAGAGCAAGCACUUCGCUCAUCGCAUCUGUGCUGCUUUGAACGGCACCAGUGGCAGCAGCAGCAGCGGCAGCCGCCGGGAGAAAGCGGAAAGUGCAGCAGCAAGCAGCAACGGCGGCAGCAAGGGACGCAUCCCCAUACAGUUGCUUCGGGGGCUUCUUGUUGAGGGGUUCCACGAGAUACCGUUUAUCGUUCCAGAGUUCAUUUUCCUGCUGCAGCAGCUGCAGCAGGUUGUCACUUGGAGGGAGUUGUUGCGCGCAGCAGCAGCAGCGGGAGACCUUCAGCAAUGUGAGCAGAUCCUUGCCCAGGCCCAGGACGUUUGCGUCUACAUACCAGGUACGCGGUGGAACGACUGGAAGGGUCACGUUGCUGCUGCUGCAUGGGCAGAGCGCGUUGAUCGUUUGCUGCAGCGGCCGAUUCGUCUUGGUUUGGCGGUGGCACUGCUGCAGGAGCCCUCAGCAGAGACGGCGGGGCCCUCAUCUCGGGAGCUCCAGCGUCGCGUUGCUGCAGCAAGGGAGUGGGCGAGGGACUGUUUGCAGCAGCAGUAUUUGCAGCUGCUGGCAGCAGCAGGAGCAGAUGCAGCAGCAAUAAAAGAGCUGCAAGCAUUGGCUGAGGGCUGCCCCGUACAGGAAGAGGGUCGCAGGGAUAAGCAGCAGCCUGUCCUCCCCACCCCGGGGGAUGUCGAGGCCCUUAUUGCCAGACACACAGCCCUCAAACUAAUUGUUCCUGCCGUUAAGUACUUGGAGGUUGUGUAUGGCCGGUGGCGGAAGUGGGAGAAGAGGUUUGUGAAGACGGAGGGUGGCAGUUUGUCUCUGGCUGAAGCACGCCAGGUGCUGCAGGACGGCCAGGCGCUACAGCAGCAGCUGGACAUCGGGGCUUGGCUGCGGCCCCUUUCGGUGUAUGUGGAGCAGUGUGCUACUUUUACCGACAGAGCCCGCACAUUGCUGGACCGCGCAGCAGCCGCUGCUGUUGCUGCUGCAGCAGUGCGGGUUGGAUGGGCUGUUGGGUCUUUAGAUGGCUUCCGCCGCAAGGGCACGCUGAUGCCCGAGGACCUAACGCAUGUGCUGGAGUUGCAGGCUCACCGCAAGCAAGCUGAACCGACGUCUUCAUCAGGUUCUUCAACAGCAGCCAACAAAGACGCAGCACCAGAACGUCGAAGGGCUCCUUACGAGCAGCUUGUAGAGCUCAUUGCCAUUCAUGAGGGCCUGGUGAUAAAGAACUGGGGCCUUCAUGGUGACCUCGUAGAUUUGAGAGACAAGGCUCAGCGAUGGCUGAAGAGGGCCCAGGACCUUCUUGCUAUCCCACAGCAGUCCACGCAGCAGCAGCAGCAGCAGCAGCAGCAGGCCGGUGACAAGGAUGCCCUUCGCGGCGAUCAGGCAGAGACGGCAGACAAUGCAGCAGCGGGAGCAGCAGGAGGCGCAACCACGACGGUGGAGCCUCUGCAGAAAGCACUGCGGUCGUUGCUUCCUUGUAGCGCGAACACGGUGCGUCUUGCAGCGCUGCUGCUGCUGGAGAGUGACUCUGUCUGUUGCUGCGCCGACCUCGAGACGCGAUUGGAGCAGCUGCUGCUGUAUGCGCUUUGGCGUGGGAGAGUCGCGAGGUUACGGCCGCCUGCCCAAGACACUGUCGUGGAGGAGCUGCUUGCUGCCCCAGAUCUUCAACACUUCUCGGAAUGGAUAGACGCACAGACGCCUGUCUCCGUGCUGAUGGCGCGCGAAGCUGCUGCAGUCAGUAAACCUCCGCGCUCGAGGACCCGUGACCAGAGGGCUCAGGCGGCGGUGCAGGUGGAGGCUGCUGCUGUUGCUGCCAACGAGAAGCAGGUUGCUGUACCUGAAGGCACAUCAGCAGCAGAUGAAACUGCCAAACCCAUGGAUCUUGACGAAGCACGGGCUGGCGACAGCCAGCAGCCGCAGGUGCAGCAGGUUCCGGAUGCCAGCAAGCAGCAGCAGCAGUGGGGGCAGCUGACUGCUCUCCCCGAACUUGAGUUCUUGAAGGCACUUAGUGGCAUUGCAGCGGAUUGGCAGCAAAAGGCCCAGAAAUUGCGUGAGGCAGUGCCUCGUCCGCGUGCAUCAGAGUGGCAGCACCUGCUGCUCGAGGCAGAAGACCUGCCUGUACGCUUAACAUCAGUUCGCCAAGACAUAGCGCAGGCACUGCAGCAGCAGGAGGAGGUGGAAGGCGAACUAGCUGCUGCGCUUGCCUCCCCAGAAACGGCUGCAUCGUUGACUCAGCUGCGCGAGCUGCAGGCGAGAGCGAGCAGUUGCAGCGUGUACAUAAGCUGCUUGGGAGAUACCGAGAAGCGGCUACUACAGUUGCAGCAGGUAGAAGCAGCAGCUGCCCUUCAUCUGCAGGGUGAGGACAAGCCUCGCGUGGAGUUGCAGCAGUUUGUGGAGCAGCAGGAGCAGCUGCUGAAGCUGCCUGCAGAGACACCGGAUUUGCCCUGGUUCACGCGUCUUAAGGACGCCUGCAGAGACGUAUCCAUGUGGAUAGAGGAGACGGCGCAGCUUCAUGAGCGGGGUGUAUCUCUGCGCCAUUGGCAGCAGCACGUGGAGCGCGGGCAGAAGCUUCAGAUCAAGCCAGAGGGACUGCAGGAGCUGCAGGAGCAGCUACAGCAAAGUGCAGACUGGUGUGUGGUGUAUCAGCACAUGCUUGAACUCCGUGCGGCGGUGAGGUGCCACAGUGCCAGUGCCGCCGCAGGAGUCAUUGCAGAGAUGCUGCAAGACAGUUCGGGUCCCCUGACGAUCCUGCCUCCGGGAGCGGCUGCUGCAGCAGCUGCAGCGGCAGCUACGCCGGGCUUGCAGCAAGACCAGCAAGGACCGCGCGUGAGGGGUUAUGUCUCCCUGUUGGAUGCAGAGAGGCUGACUCGUAAACCCUUCGGCUUAGGCAAGUCCCUGCUGCCAUUCGCAGAGCUGCAGCAGCAUGUGAAGGCGGCGCAGCAGCUGAGGAAUCGCUGUGCUGCUGCCCUGCAACAGUCUUACAGAGAGCGUGCAGCGUGCCUCUUCGGGAUUGCUGCUGGUGUCAAUCCACAGCCCGACUUCGCUUCCCCGAUUUCGGAGUCCCAGGUGUUGUUCCUAUUCCGUCAGCAGCAGCAGAAGGCUGCAACAGAACUUGCAGGAGAUAUGAGCCCAACAGCUGACGCAGCUGGCAAUCAGCAGCAGCAGCAUCGGCUGAGAGAGGUGCAAAAGGAACAAGAGCAGCAGAUCCUCGCGCUGCAGCUGCUGUCGCCUGACGCAGCAAAUGCACUAUUGUGGAGGACGACUAGGCGACUGAGGCGGCUUGCUGCUGCAUGCGCUGCUAGCCGAAUCCAUAUUAAAGAGAGGCGGCUGCUCAAGGUGGAGGUUCUGCUUCGGCUGUACAACCACCGCAUGCUAUCUCUCCUCCGGUGCCCACGCCACACCUUGACCGAAGCCGAGCAGCUGCUGCAGCAGAUUGAGACGCGGAGACUGCAGGUGCGGGAAUCUGGAGGCGGUGUGAAGGCUCCUACAUCUUCAGCUGAUGGCCCAGCUGUUGACGACGCUGCAGCCGCAGAAGGUGAGGAGGAGGACGAGACUGCUGAGCAGCAGCAGCAACAACAACUGCAACAGCAGCACCAGCAGCAGCAGCAGCAACAACAACAACAACAGCAGCAGCAACAACAACAACAACAACUACAACAACAACAACAACAACAUCAUCAACAACAACAACAACAACAACAACAGCAGCAACAACAGCAACAACAUCAACAGCAACAGCAGGCAACCUCCGCAGCUGCAGUAGCACAGCAGCAGCUAUUGGAGCUGCAGCUACAGCUCCAGCAGCAGCUGCUGCCACCCCAGACACACCCCCAAGAGGAGCCCCCACCAAUGCGUAUAUCUCCUGUGAGGACUCGUAGGAGACAGCAGCUGGGUCUGGAUGAUGAAGAACAGCAGCACCAGCAGCAGCAGCAACAGCAACAACAGCAGCAGCAACAGCAACAGCAGCAGCAGCAGCAACAACAGAAGCCUGUCGUCCCCACUCGCCGUAGCGCUCGUGCGCCGCGCCGUCCAAGGAUGCACGGGGAUGUGCUGAUUCCACUGACAACGCGCCGAUCUGCCAAGACUGAAGAAGCAGCAGAAGCAGCAGCAGCAGGCGUUGCUGCUUCUGUGUCGCCUUCGGGAGAGCAGCCUCACGACGGCGUGCAGGAAGAGCAGCAGCAGUUCGUGCAGCUACAGGAGCAGCUUGCUGCCGACGCGGAGAACGGGAGUGUUCCUACAGAGUCAGCAGCAGCAGCAGUACCAUCAGCAGCGGGUGCCGACGUCGCAGCAGCAGCAGACGAAGCAGCUGCAGCCGGAGCUGCGCCAGAAGGAGAGGCCGUCGGAGAUCCUCUUGCAGGGGCCGGGGCGGCUGAGGAGCUUAGUGAAGACGAAGAGGAGACCCUCAUGCUGCAAGAGCUUCAUCCGUUGGACGGAUCCGCGGGCGCUUCAUUUCUGUUGCAGCAGCAGCAGCAAUUGCUGCCGCCAAAACAGGAAGUUGAGGGCGGUGAAGACAAGGCCCCUUCACCGGAAAGUGUUCGUUUGUUGGCACUGGUGCAAGAGCUGCAACGCUGCGACGGCUGCAGCGCUGCGUCACCAAUUGUAUCGUUGCCUGUGGAGCUGGUUGACGGUCCUUCUUACGUGCGGCUAAGGGCUCUAGUAAAAGACACCCAAGACUGGCUGCAGCAAUACAGAUGCUUGCGGCUGCCGGUGGUCAGGGAGGCGCAGCAGCCGCUUCUAGACGAGCUCCGUCUUAUGCAGCGACCCCCGCAAGAGGCCCUCUUGGCGGAGCAAGCGGGUUGCUGCUUCUGCGACAAGCGCGCUGUAUUCACAGCUGGCCCUGAUGAGGGCGACGAGAGGGAAGAGCAGCAACAGCUGGAACAGCUGCGCAUGCAACAACAACUGCAGCUCUCCACCUCUCCAGGUAGCAGCGGUCUAGCGGACGAAAUCGCGGAGAAGCAAGAGGACGGAGGACAGUUCACAGCAGCAGAUGCGAGUGCAGAAGCUGCUGUUACGGCUGAAAAGGAGCAGCUAGCAGCAGCAGCAGCUGCUGCCAAGGAGCGGAAGGCAUGGCUGGCAGAUCGCGAAGCCGCGCUGCAGCAGCAACAUCCCCCGUUCGGGCCCUCCUUUAUCCUCAAGUGUGUGUUGCUGGUGCUGCCGCUCAUGACGGAGGAGUUGCAGCGGCUGCUGCUGUACGCUGUCACAAAGGGGUUGACCCUUGAAACGCUCAUGGGCCUGCAAGUGCACCUCAAGCUGCUGCUGGAUGUUGCUGCUGCUGCGGAGGCAGACCGCACGCAGCAGGAGCAGCAGCAGCAAACGUCACCGCUUGAGGAAGAAAUGCAGCACCAGGAGCCGCCGCAGCACCAGUUCCUGGGCUCAACGGAGAAUCAGGCUCCAGAGAAAGAGGGAACAGCGGCAACGGAAGCAGCAGCAGCUGCAGCAGCAACUACAGCAGCCGCAACAGUAGGGGCUGAGACGGAGUUUCGUCGCGUGUUUCCUAAUGGCAAGCCUCCUGGUUAUGCGUUUCACCUCCUGACGGCAUAUGCUCUGCACUACAAGCAGCUAACUGGUGGAAAGAUUAGCUGGCCAGUCUCGGACGUGCGUUCCCUGCACCCUUCUCUGCUGCGUCUAAUUGAGUCGAAGGCGAAGCGGAGGGGAGACCAUUCAUCUACUCACGGUCUGUGGUUGACUAAGGGGGUCAACGCUCUCCCAGGAAAGUCCCGAGGGCCUAGUGGCACGAAGAAGCAGAAUGCAGGUGUAGGCGAGGCCGCAGUUGUGCAGCAGCAACAGCAGCAGCAGCAGCAGUACACCCCUGAUACCACAGACGCGGCAGCUGUUGUUUCUCAGCAGCAGCAGCAGCAGCAGCAGCUGUCUCAGAAGCGUGCUGCUGCUCGCCAACAGUCCCCAGGGAUCCCAGCAGCGGGUCACGGGAAGAGAGUCAAAUUGGCGGAGGCUUCAACGGAGCUCGCUAACGAGCAGCAGCAGCAGCAGCAGCAGCAGCACCACCACAUGCAGGAUGAAGUUUCUGUGGCUGACUGCAGCGUGCCGUCGGUUAUACGGGAUGAGCUGCAGCAUGCAGUGCCCUUGCAACAGCAGAAUGUGGCUUCUGGAGCGUCGACAGCAGGAGGACCAGCAGCAGCGGCUGCUGCUGCAGCAAUGGGAGGCGCUUUCCCGCAGCUAGGCAGGCGAGCGAAGCAGAGCCACAACUACCCUUGCCGCAAUACGACUCCACGGAUAGGCGACGGGCGUAGGGUCCGGUGUUUUUCUUCAAAGGAGAUGCUGCGGGCCUCAGGGAUACCGUUGCCCACUUUCAGGGAGGGCCUGCUGCUGCUGCUGCGUAUCUGUGGCUCCGGCGGCUUUCUGACGGGUGAGACGAUCUUGCUGCAGGCUCUGCUGGUGGCCCAGCUUCUGCUGAGUUGGUGGCUGCGCCAGCAGUACCCAUUCCUCCAGCAAGAAGAAGAUCUGAUGCGGAGGCAACGCAUGGCAGCAGAGCAGGAAAAGACGGCGGCAGAACAGGCAGCUGCUGCAGGAGACACAGAGAAACAGCAACAGCUGCUGCGAUCAGCGCAGGAGCAACUCGCCCCCACGGCCCAAGGGACUCUGUCGCUCCCCUUACGCCGCCGCAUGCAAAUCUGUUGCAGCAGCAAAGCUCCUCCUUACCAGAACCCAUAUCGAUGUAUUGCUCCCACGGGCUUGUGCUCGAGGGAGGGCGUGAUGAAGGUGUUGGAGAAGCAGAAGGAAUUGCAGCAGCAGCAACAGCAGCAGCAGGAUAACCAGCGAGACAUGAAGACCCGUCUUCUCGAGUGGCUACGAACACCCGUUGAGAGUGGGUGUAACCAACAGGACCAUCAGCAGCAGCAGCAGCAGCUAGGUGCUGCUGGUACGGAUGGGUUCUUUGAGACGGAAAGCGAGGUUGAGGAGGCACUGCAGGAAUUGUUUGACCCCCAGCUCGCCAGGCAGUUGCUCAUACAGCAGGAGCUUAGGCCGUCUGGUUCAGGUGACUGUCAUAAGGCGCACCUCCAGGACAAGCCGCAACAGCAUCAGGAGCAACACCAGCUACAGCAAGACCUGCAGCAGGACGUGCAACAACAACGACGUCAGCAGCAGCAGCAGGAUGCGGUUACAGAGCCUGUGUCCCCCUUAGGGGACGCAACUCCUCCGGCUGGAGCGGAAGUAGCAGCAGUUGCUGCUCUAGAGGUAGAUGGCCCGAGCGAACCAGCUAACAGUCAGCAGCAACAACAGCUACAACAACGAAUGCGCAGGCCGCCUGUGGGGCUCGCUGGUGCGGGGACGGACUUCUGGCAAGGGACGCCGUGGGACGUGGGAUUAGAGGACUGGGAGGUGCCUGCACGUGCUUUUGGUCUUGCACAGCAGCAGCACCAGCAGCAGCAGCAGCAGCAGCAGGAUGGCUGUAUGCUGGAGGGCAUGUUGGUAGAUGGAUCCUUAAAUACCCCUGCAGCGCCCGAUGAUGAAGAAGAGGUACAGCGGCUGCUGCAGCUGUUGCAGAAUAUGGCAGGUCCUGUGUUGCGGGAUGACGCAGCAGGCAGCAGCAUGCGGUGCGUGCAGCAUAUUUCCCGAAUGUCUCUGGAUAGCGCUAACAACAGCAACAACGGCAGCGAGGCCGGAGGGCCCACCGUCUCUGCAGCAACAGUGUGGCUAUAUCGGCGAUCUCUCUUGGACUUUGACUUCUACGAAAACGAGGAUGUGAUACAACAGCAGAGAGAGCAGCAGCAGCAGCAGCAGGAGCCGUUGCUACCAGAGUCGCGGGGCCGGAAGCUGUCUCCUGACAGGAGACAGUUGCUCGAGGAGGCCCUGAGGGCGCCACUACCUCAGGCGUCCCUUCUCUCUCUCCUCCGUCUACUGGAAGUCCUUGAUGGCCUCCCGCUGCAGCUACCGUUGAAAGGACGCGUUGCUGCGCUACUGUUGCAUGCAGUUGAUUGGGCAGUGCGAGCGAGGGAAGCCAUCUGCUUCCUUCCAAGGGAUGGAUAUCACCGACCUUGGACUCGCCUCGACGCAUCGACGGAUCCGUCUGUACCGGUGUCCCGCCAGCUGCUGCGCUACCACUUGCUGCUGACAGAUGACGCCACAGGCUACGGCGAGCAGCAGCAAUCGCAGCCACAGCAGCUGCUGCUCCCUGGUUCCGCGCCUUGCGAAGAGGCGAGGAAGUCGGAGCCAAAACCGUUCCCUUCUGAUACGGAACAGCAGCAGCAGCAACCACAUCAACAGCAGCCGCAACAGCAGCAGCAACAGCAACAGCAGCAGGGAACUGAAUGCUGUGACGAGUGGUUUAUUGCGGCGGAUCCGGCUCUGUGUUUGACUCCCAUUCAGCGUGCCUUCGUCCAGCUGCAGGAGGCUGCACUGCUACUGCACGCAGAGCCAGCGGAGGUUUGUCUCCUUUGCAGCAAGCCGCUGCAGCAACAGGACUCGCCGCAGCACCCUUGUCUGGUGUACAGGCAGCACUAUAACCGGCGGCAGCAGCUGCGAGCCGUUUUAGGGUGCAAAGUCGAUGACCCUGCUGCUGUAGCAGAGGCAGCAGCAGCAGCAGAAGAUGCAUACAUGCAGCAGCAGCAGCUGCUACCCCUUGACGAGGACGGCAUGGGAGGGUGGAUCAGCUGCAGCUAUUGCAGCAGGCGAUUCCAUUUGAAUUGCGUGUCGCAGCUUGCAAGCAAACAGCAGCAGUCGGACGGUGAGAACGCAGCAGCUGCUGUGGCUCCUGCCUCAACUCCAGCGGUUAACGGCACAGGGAGUGUGCUUCUACUGCCUCCUCCGCCAGACUGUGGGGGCCCGUGGAUCUGCGUGGGGUGUACAGCAAGGGGUGCUGGAGCAGCGGCAACGUUACAAGACUUCGUGAGACUCAGCGGGACGCGAGUGGCUCAGCUGUUCUCGUUGACAGCGGCCAAGGUGUCUCUGCCUGCGGCUUCCAGGGUGCUGCGGUUGCUGCGAGAGGCGGAAACUUUGCCGGUGCAGCAUGUGCUGCUCCAGGAGCGAGAGGCGUUGCAGCAACGCAUAUGUUUGCUACGCCUUUGGGUUCGGGACGCUUUGAAGAUGUUGCUUGAAUUGCCAGCUUCAAACUGCAUUUUCCGGGUGUCGGCUGAGGUGCAGCAGGAGCGGCUGCAGCACAGGCUCCACCUUGAAGACGAGGCUGUUACUGCGUCAUUAGAUGUCGCCACUGCGCCUGACGCUGUUGCUGCAGUAGAUACACCGGCAGCAACAAAUGCAGCGGUUGCUCAACAUGAAGAACCUUCAUCGCUUAACAUUGCUGCAGACGCAGCGGGGCACCAGCCGCAGGGGGAGGCGGAGCCAAACGAGAUGGAUGAGGGGUGCAGUGCGGUGCAACAGCUGCAGCGGACGGAGACAGAUGCUCCGCAGGAUGAGGUGCAGCAGCAUCAGCAGCAGAAGCAGGUGGAGUUACUUGUAGGCGCAGGAGUAGAAAGUACGACCCGUGACACGGCGGAAGAAGAAAUUACGGAGAACCGCCACUUAGAGGUUGCAACCAGUGAGCUCAAGGAUGGCACAAUAGCAGAAGGAGCAGGUGCACGGGGCCGAAAGGCAGCCACAGCAGCAGACCGCAACACACGAACACGUACAGGUGCACUGAGAACCGCUUCGGCGCGCGACUUGCUUUUGCUGCCGAAGAAAACAGGGAUUAAGAAAGGCCCUUACAGCAGGACGCCUCGCCCAGGUCCUGGAAGGGGACGGGGCAGGGGAGCACACCAAGGAGCGGGGGCAAGGGCGUACUUGGGUGCCGCGUCGAGAGGUGCUGUUGUUCAGCAGCAGCAGGCUGCAGCAUCAGCAGGUGGGGGGCCUGCAGCGGCAGCAACUGCAGCUGCUGCGGCAGAAGAGUACGACGAAGAGGUCGCUGCGCAAAGACGCAGACAUGGAGAGACAGUGGAAGACCUACUGAUGGGGUGCAUCGUGGCUGUUGGACAGGGAGGUGCAAGAGAUGCAGGAGAAGACGACAUCGAUGAAGAGUUAGUAGUGGCACUACCUCAUGGUUUGGGGUGCCUGUACACUCGAACGCGACGGCGAAGAGAUGAGGGCCUUCCCUUGGACUUGCUGGCCCUCUCUGUGCUGCUUGCCACCGGGGUUCUCUGUGGCUUGGGCUCUGUCUCCGAGCUCUCGCUUCUUGGUCGUCUACUCGUGCGGCUUCAGGAAUGGGCUGCUGCACUGCGUUUCCUUACGGAGACCCUUCCGCAGCGGCGCAGCGGAGGCAGCAACGGCCCAGCAGCUCCAGGUGAGCCCUUGCCUAGCGUUUCCAUUGGCGCUCUGCAAUUGCUGUUGACGGAGGCGAGGCCUUGUCCCCGCAUUCGGGUCCCUUGCAGCCUUGCAGCUGAGCGGCUACUGCUUAAGGGGCAGCAGCUCCAGCAGCAGAUGGUUGUUGCGCUGCUCCAGGCAGAGCGGGACGCAGCGGAACAGCUGAAACAGCACGAAUUGGUCCAACAGGCACAGAAGCGCCGCGAGCAGCUACUUUUGUUGCAGCCGCAGCAAGUGGGCGAUGCUGUUGGGCAGGAACAUGGAUUCAGGGAGGAGCUACAGAAAGCUGACGCUAGUUUGGCAGAGGCGGAGGCAGCUCAUGCAGCAGCCGAAGUAGCAGUCGCGAGGAGCAACCAGCAGUUGCUAGAUCUGGAGCAGCAACUUCACAGCAGCGGCAUAGGCGGGCUCCAGUAUGAGCCGCUGUUCCACGAGCUGGUUGCUGCUUGCGCGUGGCAACGGGAGGCGGAGGCCCUCGCUGCUUGCAUCGAAAUGGAAUCUGACACCUCACGACAGCAACAGCAGCAGCAACAAAGCGGACUAGUCAGCAACCAAAAACCUUUGCCCCCAGCUUACCGCAACACGGCACACUUGUGGCGAAUGGUCCAGGUGUACGAACCGCUGCGCCAGAAGUGCAACGCCCGCAUCAAAGCACAGGAGGACCUCAGGCAGCAGCAGCAGCAGACUGAAGAAGAAGGAGGGUCACGACAGCCUGCAACUGAAGAGGAUGCGAAGAAGCUGGAGCUUGCCCCUCUGGCAGCGUGCAGUAAACGAUUCCUUGUAGUGGGGGCCCCCAUCCUGUCUUUGUUGCGAUCUACUUUAGAAAACGUGCUGGACUUUGAAAAACGGGUGAGAGAACUGCAGGUUGUGGGGCCCUUGCCGCAGCUAGUGCUGACGGAAGGAGGUUCAGCAUCAGCUGCGGUGGUUCUACCUGCCACUAAAGGGCCAGCUGCGCUGCUGCAGCAAGCUUCCCAGCAGCAGCAGCAGCAGCCACAGCAGCAACAGCGGUUGUCGUGGGCUGAAUGGCUCUCUUUAGUCGAGGGUGCCAAUAACUUGGGGCUAGCUGUGGAGGCUGCAACUCUUGUGAAGCAGCUGCAUGCCCGGGCCUUGAUUUUGCAGCAGAAGGUGCAAAAUGCAGUUGCAUCGCAGCCAAUAUCUAGUCUGGAGGCAGCACGUGCGAUGCUCAUGGAAGCCUCUAGCCUGCCAGUGGAGACGGGCGGCAUUGCUGCAGUGUCUGCUGCCAUUGCUGCUGUCGAAGCUUGGGAGCAGAAGGCAGAGGCAGCCUUGCACCAGCUGCAGCUGCAGCAGCAACUGCAGCUGCAGCAGCUGCAGCAACGUUGCGGGUUGCCACCGCAGCAGUUGCUGCAGCUGCAGAAUCAGGCCCCUCGGACAGACGCCCUUUGGGCCCUCAUCGAAGAGGCCUCGAAGCUGCCGAUCCUCCCCGAUGGAAUACCGACGUAUGCACGUCUAAAAAAGGCCGCUGAGGAAGCUGAUAAGAAGCUGCUCAACGACAGAAACGUGGCGCAACAGCUGUUGCUUUUACAACAACUCAAGGAUGCUGCUGCUGUUCCGGCAGCUGAUCCAGCGCUGCAGCAACAACAACAGCAACUGUUACUGCUGCAGAAGGGACUCCAUUCUGCCGCCGCAGCAGCGGCUGCGUCAUCGGGGGAACCGUCAGCGCUUCUCCAGGCCCAACAACAGCCGCAGCAACAGGCUUUCCAGCAGCCGCUGCAGCAACAGCAACAGCAGAACCAGCCUAUGCUACAGGCGGGGGCCUUAGGCCUUAUAAUGCAGCAGCUGGCGCAGCGACAUGUAGGUGGGGAAAGGGGUCUGAUGUUCAACCUGCCAUUGGCCCAGCAACUCCAGCACUUGCACCAGACGCAGCAGCAGUUGCAGCAGCAGCUGCUGCAGCAGCAGCAGCCGCAAAAUAAUCACCAUCGGCAGCAACAACUUCAGUUCCAGCAAUUUCAAAUGCAGCAAAAGUUGCAGCAGAACCAACAACAGCUUCUGCAGCAGCUGCAGCAGCAGCCUCAGCAGCACCAACCGCUGCUACAGCAGCAGCAACAGCAACAACUGCUCUCUCAGCAGCAACAGCUGAUGCAGCAACAGCGAGGCGGUAGAGGCCGUGGGGGUGGUAGCAGAGGCAGCAGCACCAGCAGCAGUAGGCAGAAGAGGAAAUCCCCUUCCGCUGCAGACGCCUGGAGCACGGCGGCAGCUUCGGCUGUAGCGCCGGCUUCAGUGGGGCCACCCCUACAUAAUCAAGGCGUACCUCCUCAUUUGCUGCUGCAGCAGCAGCAAGUGCCUCCUAGUUCGGCCGCUUCUGACAGGGAGCAGCAGAUGCCGCCUGUGCAGCUGUAA
Molecule: messenger RNA, 14784 nt
Organism: Eimeria maxima
Lineage: Eukaryota; Apicomplexa; Conoidasida; Eucoccidiorida; Eimeriidae
Exons: 16
Coding region: 1-14784 (4927 amino acids)
Biological process (GO): regulation of transcription by RNA polymerase II
Cellular component (GO): nucleus; SWI/SNF complex
Molecular function (GO): transcription coregulator activity
Source: RefSeq, a predicted model, not a curated record